AUGGGGAAAGAGGAGCUUAUCAAAGGUGUGCUUUACGUGGUGAAUGUGUUGUACGCGAUAUUCGGUUUAGUAACUGCGGCCACGGGGAUAUGGUUCUUUGUGCAGCUCUCCGAAUUCGUCGCGUUGAGAAACAGCAACCAUUACCUCUUGGACUACAGGGUGUACUGGCCACAGGUGGCGCCAUGGCUCUUCAUAUUGCUGGGCUUAUUUGUUAUGAUGGUGGCCUUUUGUGGAUGGUGCGGAACCAACAGGGAGAGCAGAGGUCUCCUGGGUAUAUACGGGAUCUUUCUCAUCCUUAUUAUCCUUGGACAAGUGAUCGCGGCUACUUUGAUCUUCGUUUUUGUGGACGGUGAAGACACCGACCGCUUCAUCAAGGACACCGUGUACGAUGGAUACUACAACUCCCAAUCUAACCCUGAUGUAUUCAAGGCUUUUGGAAGAAUCGAAAGGAAGUUAAGAUGUUGUGGCGCCAACGACGCUCGUGAUUACAGGAGCUGGAGGAACGAUUUGCCAUUGACCUGCUGUCAGGACAGCUAUUACAGAGCCACUUGUGACUUUACUGAUAAGGAAGCCAAUGAAAGAUUAGGAUGUGCCAAGGUCGCUUCAGUUUAUACGAAGAUAAUAAGCUCAUCAGUCGCCGGUGCCUCGCUGCUCAUCUCUUUAGUGGAGAUAAUGGGAGUCAUAAUGGCUUGGAGAUUGUUUAAUUCGUUGCGGGAGGUGGAACAUUACAUCACGGAGAGAAAAGAGGGUGAAACUGAGUGUUAA
Molecule: messenger RNA, 765 nt
Organism: Danaus chrysippus (African queen)
Lineage: Eukaryota; Metazoa; Arthropoda; Insecta; Lepidoptera; Nymphalidae
Source: the annotation of a GenBank genome assembly